Messenger RNA from Miscanthus lutarioriparius, 1287 nucleotides. NCBI's taxonomy places the organism in Eukaryota, Viridiplantae, Streptophyta, Magnoliopsida, Poales, Poaceae. The record is from the annotation of a GenBank genome assembly.
AUGGCUCCGGAGCCCGAAGACGAUAUCAUGGUCGAAAAGAAUCCGCGGCCGCUCGACGAGGGCGACAUCGCCCUCAUCAAGACCUACGGGCUGGGGCCAUACUCGAUCAUCAUCAAGAAGAUCGAGAAGGAGAUGGAGUUGGCAAAGAUGACCUUUGUCGGAUGCAUCAAGGAGUCGGAUACUGGACUGGCUCCACCAAGCCAAUGGGAUCUCGUGUCAGACAAGCAGAUGAUGCAGGAGGAGCAACCGUUGCAGGUUGCAAGAUGCACAAAAAUCAUCAGUCCUAAUACUGAUGAUGCCAAAUAUGUCACAACUUUGAAACAAAUCGCAAAGUUUGUGGUAGGAUUGGGAGACAAAGUGUCACCAACUGAUAUUGAAGAAGGCAUGCGAGUUGGAGUUGAUCGGAACAAGUACCAGAUUCAAAUUCCUUUGCCACCCAAAAUCGAUCCAAGCGUUACAAUGAUGACAGUUGAAGAAAAACCUGAUGUAACAUACAACGAUGUUGGUGGCUGCAAGGAACAGAUUGAGAAGAUGCGUGAAGUUGUUGAGCUUCCCAUGCUUCACCCUGAAAUGUUCGUCAAGCUUGGUAUUGAUCCUCCCAAGGGAGUCCUCUGCUACGGUCCUCCUGGAACUGGGAAGACCCUUCUUGCCAGAGCAGUCGCCAACCGCACGGACGCCUGCUUCAUCCGAGUGAUAGGCAGCGAGCUGGUUCAGAAGUAUGUCGGCGAGGGUGCGCGCAUGGUCCGUGAACUCUUCCAGAUGGCCCGAUCAAAGAAGGCGUGCAUAGUCUUCUUCGACGAGGUUGAUGCCAUUGGCGGCGCUCGAUUCGAUGAGGUCCAGCGCACUAUGCUCAAGAUUGUGAACCAGCUCGAUGGGUUUGACGCUCGGGGCAACAUCAAGGUGCUCAUGGCCACCAACAGGCCGGAUAAGCUGGACCCUGCCCUGCUGCGCCCAGGGAGGCUGGAUAGGAAGGUUGAGUUCGGCUUGCCGGAUCUCGAGGUCCGCACCCAGAUCUUCAAGAUCCACACCCGCGCCAUGAACUGCGCUUCGAGCUUCUUGCUCGCCUCUGCCCCAACUCCACCGGUGAGUAUUUUUUUUCUGGAGUCCUCAAUUCUCAUUGCCAUGCCUGUUUCCAUUGAAUGGAGUGUGUGCACGGAGACCGGCAUGUACGCCAUCCGCGCGCGCAGAAAGACGGUGACGGAGAAAGAUUUCCUGGAUGCCGUGAACAAGGUGAUAAAGGGGUACCAAAAGUUCAGUGCGACGCCGAAAUAUAUGGUGUACAACUAG